AUGCCGAUGGUCAAAGAAGUGACCAAAAGUGCGAAUGAAGAGCAAUUGUUCGAUGAGGUUGUCAUAGCUGUAGUGAGCCCUGAUGAAAAAAAGAUUCAAGUUGAAAUUGCAGAUAAAUUGGGAAUUCCAUAUGGAGAUGGUCACGGCGGUUGUAAGAUUUUACUGAUUUCGAGAUUUGUUUAUGUAUGUGAUGAUAUGGGAGCUAAAAAGAAAUUUACAGUUGAAGCCUUAGACAAAGAAGAAGCAUGGAAUCUCUUCAAGGAGAUGGCUGGAAUUUCCAAUGACACGAGUUCUAAAUUCUAUUCCACACAGAAGGCAGUUGCAGAUGAAUAUGGAGGCUUGCCUGUUGCUAUUAAGAUAGUCGCGAGGGCACUCAAAGGUAAAGGAGAGCCUUCAUGGGAUUCUGCUCUUGGUCAAUUACAGAGGUCCAUCAUCAAAAGCAUCAGGGGAGUAGAAGACCAGAUAUUUAAAUCUCUGGAGUUGAGUUACAAUUCCUUAGAAAGUAAGGAAGCCCAAAAAAAGGCAGUUGCAGAUGAAUGUGGAGGCUUGCCUGUUGCUAUUAAGAUAGUCGCGAGGGCACUCAAAGGUAAAGGAGAGCCUUCAUGGGAUUCGGCUCUUGGUCAAUUACAGAGGUCCAUCAUCAAAAGCAUCAGGGGAGUAGAAGACCAGAUCUUGUUAGAUAUGGGAUUAGGCAUGAAUCAUUUAAAGGCAUUGAUACAGUGGGUGAGGCAAGACAAAAAGUUCAUGACUUUGUUGAUGACCUUAAAAAUUACUAUUUAUUUGAUGGAUAGUGAAGAAAAUGAGUGUGUCAAAAUGCAUGAUGUUAUAGGUAAUGUGGCUAUAUCUAUUGCAUUCGGGGAAGAGCUUUUGUUUAUGCUAGAUUGCAAUGCUGAUCUCAACAAUGAGAUGGAGGAAGUCUAA
Messenger RNA from Camellia sinensis, 921 nucleotides. The record is from RefSeq and is a predicted model, not a curated record. NCBI's taxonomy places the organism in Eukaryota, Viridiplantae, Streptophyta, Magnoliopsida, Ericales, Theaceae.